GUUAACAGGUAAAACCUCCACCACUUAACGGAGGAAGCGACGUCAGUGACUCUGGGGUUUAAAACACCUGUGCUAUUUCCUACUACAGUUCUACACCAAUAUUAAGACAUGGAGCGUCACCCUUUCUCUAUUGAAAACAUUUUAAAGGACACACGAGGUAGUAGUAGCAUCCUUAAGGUUGCACCGACUUCUGAAGCCUUGGCACUGGCAGAGAGGAUGGCAGAUAUUAUAUUAAAGGUCAGCUGUAUGGAAGGACGGAAAAUUCGGCGUACAAGAACCACAUUCAACCAGUUCCAACUUGAAACUCUCGAGAGGACAUUUGCAAGAACUCAUUAUCCAGACUUGAUGCUAAGGGAGCAGUUGGCAGCUUACACAAGUUUGCCUGAAUCACGUAUCCAGGUGUGGUUUAAAAAUCGUCGGGCCAAGUAUCGCAAACUUAAAGGAUCUAAAGAAACAGGUGACCUGGAAAGUAAGGAUGACCAAGAAACGAAAAAGAAGAAAAAUGCGGAUGAUGAUGAUCUUCAGGAUGUUGAAGGUUCACCUGUUGGGGAUGAAGCCCAUUCUUAUCACCAAAAUAAGCGGCUAAAAGUUGAUCGAGAUCUAGAAGACAGUAAUAUCGCAGUUCCUACACGUCCAGUUCCUCUGAGCUCUGGGUAUGUGUCAUCGCCUUUCUCUUCGAGGUCUUUUCCGUUUGACCCAAGGCUGCUAUCAGGAUAUGGUUAUACUUAUGUGCCUGAGUGGGUCUAUUACGACUCGGUAAACAACUGCCAGCCGCGUCCAGUUAAUGUACAACAGCUGUAUCCCAACAUAGGAGUUAUUCACUGAGUUUAUGCGAAAGGCUUUGGUGUAAAAUGUAAUCAUUAUUUAUCUUUUCAAAGAAACAACAUUCUAGGAAUACGAUGAGAGACUCACGGCUUACGGAGCCAUAAUGUGGUGCAAACAGCGCAGACUACAGCUUCUCUCGCAUCAUCAAUGUAAUUUAUUGCGUCAUGUCUGUAAUUUUUUUAGGAAUAUAGAAAGUUCUGUUGUCAGGGCAAAACAUCUAGAGGAGGUGACGGAAAAACGCGUUCAAAAAUCAUCUGUUUGGUAAAACUUAAAGCAAAUGUAAAUACUAAAUAUGUAUACACUUAUGCAGAACAAAUUUGAUAAUAGUCAUACUUAUUUAUAAACAUCUGUAAUAUACUUGUAUUUAAGCCGUUUCCUAAGUUUGUACCAUUUCACUAUUUGAAACUGCUAUGUUCAACUGCGUUUGAAUUGAGACUAUGUUGGCAAUAAAAAGGAAUU
Messenger RNA from Pocillopora verrucosa, 1284 nucleotides. RefSeq names its product diencephalon/mesencephalon homeobox protein 1-like. Gene Ontology annotation, biological process: regulation of transcription by RNA polymerase II. Gene Ontology annotation, molecular function: DNA-binding transcription factor activity, RNA polymerase II-specific; RNA polymerase II transcription regulatory region sequence-specific DNA binding. Lineage: Eukaryota; Metazoa; Cnidaria; Anthozoa; Scleractinia; Pocilloporidae. The record is from RefSeq and is a predicted model, not a curated record.